This is a messenger RNA of Jaminaea rosea, 891 nucleotides long. RefSeq lists its product as hypothetical. The transcript has a single exon. NCBI's taxonomy places the organism in Eukaryota, Fungi, Basidiomycota, Exobasidiomycetes, Microstromatales. The coding region runs from base 17 to 736 and encodes 239 amino acids. The record is from RefSeq and is a predicted model, not a curated record.
CACGCACACGCGCAGCAUGGCCGAUCCGCCUGCCUCUUCUCGCGGCGAGGAUGAUCAGCAAGCACUACGGAGUACAAUCACAUCACUGCGAUCGCACAUCGCGAAGUUCAGACAGCUCAAGUCAACAUCAGCACUAAGAUCCACCCAAGCGGCCGUGCUACAGGCGCGUGUGAUCGAGCUGGAAAGCCAGAGAGGCGUUGAUAGGCAGAGGAUUGCGGCUCUACAGGCGCACAUGGAGAAGCUGCACGGCCAGAUUGAGGUGGAUUUGAGGGACAGGGACGAUGCUGAGGCGAAGAAAGAGGGAGAGCUCGGCGACUUGAAGACGAGGGUAGCCAGGCUGGAGAGGGAGUGGGGGACAAUGAGCAGGGAGAGUGCUGCGGGGUGUAGUACGUCACGAACGAGGACUAGCAGCUGCGACUUGAGUCUGUAUGCGGCCAUGCUGCCUUCACCCACCGACGACAAGGGCGUUGAGCAAGAUCAGCCACCCAACUUCGCAAAGAACAGCCGCAACGUCGAGAUCAGCCACGAGCAAGCGCCACAGACGACUUCAUCCUCCUUUUCACCCAUCACGGCACCGCACUUACUGGCACCGCUGUCACAGGCCGAGACAGCCAGCGACAUUGCGCUCACCGAGGGCGCAAGCUGCGACUGCGAUAUCGUCUACGAUGACGCUGAAGCGUGCAAAACUCCUGGCCAGCGAGCCCGCAAUCAUGGCUGCCAUCGUCACAGCAAUUAAGCAGGAUCAUCGAGUGCAGAGGAGGUGAUGAGGCGUGGAAGCAGAGGCAGAAGGAGGAGAGUGCACAGAAAGUAGGACCAGAAGAACAGUGCUCAUUGCUCCGCAUCAUACCAAACAGCACCAACAUCUAUUCCCAAGUCAUGCCAAUACAUCCG